UAAUUAAAUACCCCUUUUUUUUUUUUGACAGAAAUAUCCUUUGGCAAUAUGUCAGUUUUUUGUUAUUGAUUCUGACUUAUAUGAAGAUUAGAACUUUUGACACACUUUGAUAAGACAAUUACAAUUUAAUAUACAAACAGUAUUAUUUUUUGUAUUGUGUAAAAAGUACAAAGAAAUCUAAUUAAAAAUGAUACCAGUAAUACCAAAGGAUUCAGAAGGUAAAGAUGGAGAUGGUAGGGCUUUGAUAAAAGUUGUUGAACGUCCAACAUUUAUAUUAAAAACUAGAGAAGGUGAAAGCAGAGCUGUAUCACCAAGUCAACGUAAUGGUAACAAAAAAGAAGCAGAUUCAACUUCAACAGUGGCAUUGAAACCACCAGAUAUAACACGCACAGCAAUUCCUACAUGUAUUGAUAUGACAAAUUGUGCUAAAUUCAUGGAUGAAAAUAUGCAACUUUGUGAAAGUGCAUUAGAAUUUUUAUGUGAUCAACAAGACUUCUUAGUGGUAGGAUGUUUAGGUAGACAAGGUGUUGGGAAAUCUACAAUAAUGUCCCUUCUUACAUCAAAUUAUAAAAAUGAUAUUUUUGCCGUUCAAGAUUUGUCUCAUCACGAGAGCAGUACAAAUUGUACUAGCGGAAUAGAUUUUUUUGUAACUAAGAAUAGAGUGAUAUACUUAGACACACAACCUAUUCUAUCAGUUUCUGUAAUUGACUACAGUUCAUCAUUUGAACAAAAAAAGAGUUCAACUGAUUUUGUAAAUAAUGACACCAAUUCGGAAUUGCAAUCGUUACAAUUUACAGCAUUUCUGUUUUCAGUGUGUCAUGUAAUCAUAUUUGUACAAGAUUGGAUUUUUGAUCCGAAUCUAUUGAGGUUUCUUCAAACAGCAGAAAUGUUAAAACCAUCAUCUACAACUACUAUGGAUCAAGAUUACGUUGAAUAUUAUCCACAUAUAUUAUUUUUACAUAAUAAAGUAGAUGCACAAGAUUUUAUGCCAAGUAAUGUUAAAAAAAUAAAGUAUUUGUAUAAUCAAAUAUUUUCUAGUUCUAGACUACAAACUCAUAGUGGUUUAGAUAUGAGUUCUGAUUCAGUUGAAAAUGGUUUCAACUUAUUUUUUAUACCAUUAAUUACAGCAGAAGAUGAAUCCAAUUUGCAAGAAAAUGAAAAAAAAUUGAUUGAACAAUUAAGAAUGAAAAUACAUGGAGUAUCAAGGCAUCCAAUGACACCAUCUACUUUAACGGAAAAAACUUGGUAUCAUUAUGUAUCAAAAGUCAUGGAAGCAAUUAAAAAAAGCCAUCUAUCAUCAGAAUAUGGAAGAUUAAUGCCAUAAUAAAUCUAAUAAUAUAAUUUAAUUACAAAUGAUUUAUAAUCAAAUAUAAUAAUAGG
This is a messenger RNA of Polistes dominula (European paper wasp), 1380 nucleotides long. Its product is annotated as nonsense-mediated mRNA decay factor SMG9. The record is from RefSeq and is a predicted model, not a curated record. Gene Ontology annotation, biological process: nuclear-transcribed mRNA catabolic process, nonsense-mediated decay. Lineage: Eukaryota; Metazoa; Arthropoda; Insecta; Hymenoptera; Vespidae.